GAAGGUAGUAAUGUAUUAACAUCAUUUUGACAAGUUGUAUGAUUUUGUAAUUUGAUUGUGAAAGUGGUAUUUUAGAAAUUCUUUUUUAAAAAUGGUCCUGGAAAGUACUAUGAUAUGCGUUGAUAAUAGCGAUUAUAUGAGAAAUGGUGAUUUUUUACCCACAAGACUUCAAGCACAACAAGAUGCAGUGAAUUUAGUUUGUCAUUCGAAAACCCGAUCAAAUCCUGAAAAUAAUGUUGGGUUAUUAACAUUAGCCAAUGUGGAAGUUUUGGCCACCUUAACAAGUGAUGUAGGACGUAUUUUAUCCAAAUUGCACCAAGUCCAACCUGAUGGCGAUAUUAAUUUACAUACCGGAAUUCGUAUUGCUCAUUUAGCUUUAAAACAUCGUCAAGGAAAAAAUCAUAAAAUGCGUAUCGUUGUGUUUGUGGGUAGCCCAAUAAAUGUGGAUGAAAAAGAAUUAGUAAAAUUAGCAAAACGUUUGAAAAAAGAAAAAGUCAAUGUUGAUAUUAUCAGUUUUGUAGGGGAGGAGCAAAAAAAUACUGAACUAUUAACCGCAUUUGUGAACACACUAAAUGGUAAAGAUGGUACUAGUAGUCAUUUAGUCACAGUACCACCUGGUCCACAUUUAUCGGAUGCCUUAAUAUCAUCACCAAUCAUCCAAGGCGAAGAUGGUACGGGUGGUGCAGGUCUUGGAACAUCUGGCUUUGAAUUUGGUGUUGAUCCAAACGAAGAUCCAGAAUUAGCGUUAGCAUUACGUGUAUCGAUGGAAGAACAACGUCAACGGCAAGAAGAUGAGGCACGUCGUGCACAAGCUGCAUCGGCUGCAACAGCUGAUGGUGGCUCAGAUGUUAUGAAAACAGCGAUUAAGGAGGAAACAGCCAGUGAAGAAGCAAUGUUAGAGCGGGCUUUAGCUAUGUCUAUGGCACAAAAUGAUGCUGAAAUGAAACCAGUUGGUGAAGCUGCAACAAAACCAGCUGCUGCCGCCGCUGCUGAUGUUGAUUUUGCGAAUAUGACUGAAGAAGAACAAAUUGCUUUUGCUAUGCAAAUGUCUAUGCAAGAUGCACAAGAAAUGUCGACUGAAACAAAGAAAGAACCAAUGGAAGUAGAUCAAAUUGAUGACUAUUCAGAGGUUAUGAAUGACCCUGCAUUUUUACAAAGUGUUUUGGAAAAUUUACCAGGUGUUGAUCCACAAUCAGAAGCAAUACGUCAAGCUGUUGGAAGUUUAAAAAAGGAAACACCUUCUAAAGAUGGAGCUGCCUCUAAAGAUACUAAAAGUACAAGUAGUAAAGAUACUGAAGUAAAACCUAAAAAGAAAGAGGAUGAAAAAAAAUAGACACAACAAUUGAACCGUAUAUUUAUCAAUAUU
Molecule: messenger RNA, 1366 nt
Organism: Chrysoperla carnea
Lineage: Eukaryota; Metazoa; Arthropoda; Insecta; Neuroptera; Chrysopidae
Gene: Rpn10
Product: 26S proteasome non-ATPase regulatory subunit 4
Exons: 7
Coding region: 92-1333 (413 amino acids)
Biological process (GO): proteasome-mediated ubiquitin-dependent protein catabolic process
Cellular component (GO): proteasome regulatory particle, base subcomplex; nucleus; cytosol
Molecular function (GO): polyubiquitin modification-dependent protein binding
Source: RefSeq, a predicted model, not a curated record